GGCCGCUCCGUAACCCUCACCCAAUCUCUCAUUCUGGAUCUGACCUCGAGGGCGCGGGGGGCGAUGGAAUCGGCGAACGAUACUCCAGAGCCGGUGGAGAAGGUGGAGACGGUGGCGGGGGAGGGGCAGGGAAGGGCGCGGGGGGAGACGCAGUCGGCGAACUUUACUCCAGCGCCGGCGGAGAAGGUGGAGACGGUGGCGGGGAAGGGGAAGGGGAAGCGGAAGAAGGGGAAGGGGAAGGGGACUAGGGGCGUCUUCUGCGGUCGAGGUAUCGAGUUGGGCAAUUGUGGACUGAUCUUGGUUCUUUUUGAGACGCAAUCUGGGUUUGCAAUUUUCACUUAUGAUGGUAUGAAUCUCCUCCUAGAUAAUGCAGUUGAGAAUAUCUGGGUAGAUUUCAUUGAGGGUUACUUGGCAAAAUCAAUGGUUUGGCUGAAAGAAUUUAAACGUCUUGAGAACGUGAGCAGCGCGAUCGACCCUGUUACCGGUGUUGACGAAGAUCUUGCUAUGACGAUCCGGAAAUACAUCGUUCCUGGGCAGCAACUAGCUGUUGGAAAGCCUGAAUAUAAAACCAUCAUUGAAGACAAGUUGGAAAUAUCCUGCCUGCAUGAUGAUGCGGUCAUGGAAUUGAUGUGGGGCCUUGGGAACUGCGUAGAGUAUCUAGUGCCUUCAGAAAAGUUGGAGCUGACUAUGGAGGGUCGCCUCCGUAUGAGUAAAGGAUUGAAAACUGUCCUGGAAAGUUAUGACUUACAAGUUGAACCAGAGAUGGUUAAUAAGCAUAUUAUUGAGACAGCAGGUGUUGUGUAUAGUUGUGACCAUUCUGUCAACAAACAUGGUAAGUCCUUGCGGGCUGCUGGUGAGCACCUUAAGAAGAUUUCAGACAUUGACUCGCAGGAUUGGUGUUUAAUUAAACUAGUGACUGCUCUCAAGUUAUUAUGUUACCCUACAGAGGAACUUCCUGGAAUUCCUCUUGAGGUUUUCUCAGCAGAGGAGUAUUCCAAGUUGGUGAAUGAUGGACCUAAAUACGAAGGUAAACUAUUGAAGGUGUCUUGCAAGACUGUCUUCAAAGAAAUGGUGUGGGCCCGUCGUCUGAGGAAUAGGAUGUUAAGACUCUUGGCCCAUUACGUGAGGGAGGCAAGAAAAGCAUAUGAAGAGGACCAAACUUUGAUGAGCAGCUGUGAGGGAGGCAAGAAAAGCAUAUGAAGAGGACCAAACUUUGAUGAGCAGCUGUGAGGGAGGGAAGAAAAGCAUCUGAUAAAAAGGCAUACUGGCCUACUCCCUCCGUCCGCCAAAGAGUGUGCAUCUGGCUCCAUGAUUUUCCCCAAAAUAAGUGUACGUUUGGCUCCACCGCAGGUAAUUUUGCAUUCACCCCCCUGAUCUACGCCUCGAGGUCACCACAACCAGCGACGACCCAAUCCUCUCGUUCUCCCCCAAAUCGAAGCCAGUCUUCUUCCUCUUCCCCCAACUCUCCCUCCCGAUCCAAUCCCAGAUCGCUGAGAGUCAAUCAUCCAAUCCAAAGCCAUUGCUGGUCAUGCAGAGAUUAAUGGCGGCCGGUCCAUAUAAGCUGCCGGUGUGCAUCGCAAUGGAUCCAUGGAAGGCGGCGGAGGAGCGGUAGGUGGAGGAGCAGAAUCCGGCGAUGUCCAGCCAGGCAAGGCCAUCGCGGCGGCCGGCGGCGUAACACGCGACUGCGGAGGAUCUGGUUCUGGAGGCCCCCACCGUGCUCGGGCAGUCAGGUUCCGACCGCGCUCGCCCUCGUACAUCCUUCGGCGGCGGCGGUAUGGUUGCGGAGCCAAACUCGUCGACUUGGACAAGGAUGUAGCAGCUGAUGGCGAAGCUGGUGUCGGGCAUGCAGGUACUCUUCUCCAUCGGCCUCAUGUUCAUCUUCUACCUCAAGAUACUAUGAUUAUUAGAGACAGUAUGCAGAAGGAUUGAACAAGAAGAAUUGAAUAGAUCAGCGAGUUGUACCUGGAUCCAUGUUUAGAUUGAAGUGACGUGUGGGCUGGAGCUCUUCAUGCACGGCUUCACCCUCUUCAUGUACGGCUUCAUCCUCUUCAUGUACAGCUUGCUCCUGAAAGAGAGCUUCAUCUUCUUCCUGUUAUCCUGUAUGGCUUCCACUCCCUCAUGCACGGCUUCGUCUCCCUCAUCUGGUGGUAGUAUAUUCAAGUCAAUGGCCAUGGAUGGGGUGUGUGUGUGUGUGGUGUAUUCUUUGGUAAAUGUGAGCUGGCUUUGUAGCUGUGUUAGGCGUUUGGAUUCCAAUUUUUGGCGCCUGUAAUCUGGCUUACUAGUAUUGAAACUGGCGGGAACAGUGUACUGGAGUAACUGGCUGAAGCUAAAUUAGCUAGCGGGAGGAGGAAUUGUAUUUUGCUUGUGAUUUAAUGAGACAUGUGUAUUAACUGUGUA
Messenger RNA from Triticum aestivum (bread wheat), 2397 nucleotides. RefSeq names its product probable nucleolar protein 5-2. The record is from RefSeq and is a predicted model, not a curated record. The coding region runs from base 64 to 1200 and encodes 378 amino acids. Gene Ontology annotation, molecular function: snoRNA binding. Lineage: Eukaryota; Viridiplantae; Streptophyta; Magnoliopsida; Poales; Poaceae. The transcript has 7 exons. Gene Ontology annotation, cellular component: small-subunit processome; box C/D methylation guide snoRNP complex.